Messenger RNA from Agelaius phoeniceus (red-winged blackbird), 1856 nucleotides. It is a transcript of the gene AK3, whose product is annotated as adenylate kinase 3. Gene Ontology annotation, biological process: nucleobase-containing compound metabolic process. Gene Ontology annotation, molecular function: AMP kinase activity; ATP binding. The record is from RefSeq and is a predicted model, not a curated record. Lineage: Eukaryota; Metazoa; Chordata; Aves; Passeriformes; Icteridae. Gene Ontology annotation, cellular component: mitochondrion.
CUGGGAAGGACCGGCCCGGGCCGGCCGGCGGGGCGAGGCGGCGCUCCCCGGGAAGGCGGCGCUCCUGCCGCGAUCCUGCCGCGAUCCUGCCGCGCCCCUGCGCGUCCGCGGCCGGAGCAGCGGGGACAGCGGGGACAGCAUGGUGGCGCGGCCGCUGCUCCGCGCCGUCAUCAUGGGGCCGCCGGGCUCCGGGAAAGGCACCGUCUCCGCUCGGAUUAUCAAGCACUUCGGCGUGAAGCACCUCUCCAGCGGCGACCUGCUGAGGGACAACAUGCAGAAAAAGACAGAAGUGGGAAUCCUUGCCAAGUCCUACAUUGACCAAGGGCAGCUUAUUCCAGAUCACAUCAUGACACAACUAAUGCUGAAUGAGAUAAAAGGUUUAGACCAGUACAACUGGCUAUUGGAUGGUUUCCCCAGAACAGUUGCUCAGGCAGAAGCGCUCGAUCAAGAAUGUCACAUAGACACCGUGAUUGACCUAGACGUGCCAUUUGAGACCAUAAAGGGUCGGCUUACAGCACGCUGGAUCCACCCUGCCAGUGGCAGAGUCUACAAUCUCGAAUUCAGUCCUCCCAAAGUGCAGGGAAUUGAUGACAUUACUGGCGAGCCCCUUGUUCAGCGUGAUGAUGACAAGCCAGAGACUGUCAGCAAGAGGCUCCAGGCUUAUGAUGCACAAACAAAACCCGUCCUAGAAUAUUAUCGGACUGUUGAGCAGAAAUCAAUGUCCAGCCUGCACUUCUGUGGUGGUUUGACAGGAAAUGUGUUUUUUGGGAUGCUGUGUUUGGGCCAAUGGAUAUUCAGGCUUUAAUACUGGCAUUUAACCUGGCCAUUUAGGACAUGGACACGCCUCUGAGAACACGGGGUUAAAAGCAGAGCUCUCCCCUGGGAGGGUCCUCUUGGGUUUCCCGCGGGAAAGAGUUGGGGUCUGUCCCCUGGCCCAGCUGCUGGCUGGGCAGGGGGAGGGGAAAGCCAUGUGGCCGAGAGAGGUAGGCCUGAGCCCGGGGGUGGAAGGGUGGAACAGAGAGAGAGAGACACCUGAGACUGUAACCUUGGUGCCGGCAGCACGGCUGGGACGGAGAAGAAGGGGGGGGUUCAGCCAGCCGCUUGUAGGAGCUUUUAACCCUUUUUUCGGAGAAUGAGAACUUUACAGAUCAUUGACCUCUCCUAGAAGAUAGAGUGGAAGAUGAGGAAGGAAAUGUGCAAGUGUGAGAGAGGUCUGGGCAAGCGAGAGAUAGUGGAAGAAUAGAGAAGAAUCCUAGUGGGAAGAGAUGAUGGAGUGGCUUUUGCUGGACUCUUUUUGUACAGCCAUGGACAGAACCAUGUUCCUUGUGACACAGAGACUGCAUUCUAGGGGGAGGCAAUGGCCACAGAACCAAGAGGGUUCAGUGUCAGUGCCCCUCGGCCCCAGGGGGUGAAAAAUAUGGGGGAGACAGGUGUCUCAAAGGAGAGAUUGUGCCUUUUUUUGGAUCAGGACAGAGCAUCCUUAAAAGACAACCCUAGAAGCAGCUCUGGUCCAUGUUCAGUGGUGAGAGCACUGGACAUGAAAGGAAGAGGUCACGACAGCAGAUGUACUCCGGGCGGUGCCAUGAGUGACACAGAAACACACGAGGCUUCAGCUGUGUUUCCAGGGGAAGCCCAUGGUACAAGAAGGACUCCUCUCCUCUUGAUGAACUGAGGAUUGAUUGUCUAAAAGGUGGUGCUGGACCGAGAGUUGGUGAUUUGAGGAAUAAAUGUAUUGUGUUGGAAAUUUGGUGGGGGGAGGAGGAAAUGCAUUUGUGAGGUUUUCAUUUUCCCUGUGUGUGUGUGUUCCUUUAUUUGUAGUUGUAGAGUAGUUAAUAAAGUUCUGUUUUCUUUCCUAA